GGGCACAUCGAUUUCUGUCCGAAAGACUUAACUGAUUGAAACGACAAGGACAAUAUUGUCCACUUGUGUGGGCAGGCUUUGUAACCUGUUGAAUGAAACCAAGGGUAGAAUGGGAGUUUUACAUUCUGGAACACAUCAAAGGGCAACUCCUGAUUGCGAAACUCAUGCGAGUGGACAUUGCUUUGUCUGAAGAGCUGUAGGAGAUUCAUAUUUGUGUAUGUAAAACACACAUGCCGAUUCUUUAACAUUCAUUUCCGAGACAACACGAGUGGAAUUCUGCCAAAUUUAUCAUCUAAAGCCAGCUUCUCAGCCUAAGCAUCUCUUCAUCACAGCUCAGGCAAAGCCUACAGUCAAUCAGAAAGCAAAAGAGAAACAAAGAUUACCUGGAGAGAACAAGAACAGGAGAAAAGAUGGGGUUGACGAUGGAUCAACUUUGAAACCAGAACAAAGAAACAUUGUAGUAUAAAAAUAAAAGUCACCCCUUUCAAGAACCUGGAAACCCCACCAGAUGGAACUUACAGAUUUGCAAAGCAAUAAGCAAACCAACAGCAACAACGAUAACAACGAUUCUACAGAACCCCACCAUCUCCAACAUCAAAAACAGCCAUCUUCUCCUCCUCUUGUUGUGGUCCCUUUUGAUGGCUCCAGAUCUUCAGGUCCUUCUUCUGGCAACCCUUUUAAUAUGGGCUCCAUCUCUCACCUUCACCCCCACCAACACGCUCAUCAUCUUCUUCAUCCUGGUUCUUCAACAACUACCACAACCACAACGCCGCCUCUCUCUUCUUCUUCCUCCUCUUCCUAUUCUUCAGCUUCUACCACUACUACCAACCCACCUCAACUCGUUGACGCCUCUCUCGCUAUUGCCACCGGAUCUACUUCUCUCAACAUCGAUUCCACAAAGAAGAAUCAGCCAAACUUGCCACUUUCAUCUACGACAACGACAUCAACAGCGACGACCACAGCUAACCCACCAGUGAAACGCUCCACCAAGGAUCGCCACACGAAAGUUGAUGGUCGAGGCCGCCGUAUCAGAAUGCCUGCUGCUUGUGCGGCUAGGGUUUUUCAAUUGACAAGAGAAUUAGGUCACAAAUCUGAUGGGGAAACAAUUGAAUGGCUUUUACAACAAGCUGAAACAGCAAUAAUAGCUGCCACUGGAACUGGUACCAUACCAGCCAAUUUUUCAACUCUUAAUGUUUCGUUAAGAAGUAGUGGAUCUACGCUUUCAGCUCCACCUUCAAAAUCUGCUCCUCACUCGUUCCAUGGUGCUUUAGCUUUGGCUUCUCAUUUUCAUCAUCACCCUUAUGAAGAAGGGUUUGCUCAUAGUGCUUUGUUGGGUUUUCACCAUCAGCAGCAACAGCAGCAACAACAGCAACAGCAUCUUCUAGCAGCAGAUCAAAUAGCUGAAGCUUUACCUGGAAGUGGUGGCGGUGGUGGUGGAGAUAGUGGAAAUUCAGAUGAGAAUUAUAUGAGGAAACGUUUUAGAGAGGACUUGUUUAAGGAUGAUAAUCAGCAACGGGGUGAAAGUAGUAGUGGCGAUGGAGGUGGGAGCGGAGACGGAUCCCUUAUUAAGGCUUUUAAAAGUGGUUUAAGUCAACUGCCUAAGCCACAGCAAGAUGCUGGAUCUUCGGGCAUACUUCGACCGUCAAAUAUCCUGCCCGCCACUGCGAUGUGGGCAGUGGCUCCAGGCCCUAGCAGUGGAGCGGGAAGUACGUUUUGGAUGCUGCCCGUGACUGCUGGUGCUGGUGCCCCGUCAGUGGCAACAGGUGCAUCUGGGGCUGCUCCAUCUGAGUCCCAGAUGUGGCCUUUUGGAACAGCAAGUCCUGCAAGUGGGAAUACAUUGCAAGCACCGUUACAAUUUUUACCAAGAUUUAAUCUUCCAGGUACUGUUGAAUUCCAAGGUGGUAGAGCGAGUCCUUUGCAAUUGGGUUCAAUGUUAAUGCAGCAACAACCUUCUCAGCAUCUUGGAUUAGGAAUGUCUGAGUCUAAUCUGGGCAUGUUGGCGGCUCUUAAUGCCUAUUCUAGAGGUGGUUCAAAUAUUAAUUCGGAGCAAAAUAAUCCACUAGAACAUCACCAACACCAGCCUCAAGGUACAGACAGUGCAGAUGAAGACCCAAAUAAUUCUCAAUGAUGGUCAGAGCAUUAAAUAUACAAGUUGAUGUGGAACAUGAAGUUUGUGAUGAGCCGAGUGCAUGAAACAUUUUAGUGGAUUGUCACAUGGAGAGAAAUUGAUUAGGGUUCUAAUUAGGUGCCCUUGUUAGCUUUGUUUGUUCAUUUGAUUUUUAUUUUUGAAUUUUUCUAUAUAACUUAGGUUUGAUGUGGAGAAGUUUGAGUUUGUAAUUUCAGCUGUGGUCCGAAGGGGACCCAAUAGGGAACAGGAAUGAAUGAGAGAGUUGUUUGUAUAGGAGGAUAUAUGUUUGUGCUGAUUAUAGUGUUAUUACUAU
Messenger RNA from Durio zibethinus, 2441 nucleotides. Lineage: Eukaryota; Viridiplantae; Streptophyta; Magnoliopsida; Malvales; Malvaceae. The record is from RefSeq and is a predicted model, not a curated record.